Messenger RNA from Electrophorus electricus (electric eel), 3047 nucleotides. RefSeq names its product solute carrier family 16 member 6b (gene slc16a6b). The record is from RefSeq and is a predicted model, not a curated record. Lineage: Eukaryota; Metazoa; Chordata; Actinopteri; Gymnotiformes; Gymnotidae. Gene Ontology annotation, molecular function: monocarboxylic acid transmembrane transporter activity. Gene Ontology annotation, biological process: transmembrane transport; monocarboxylic acid transport.
ACUUGGGCUUCUUGCUUCGCGUUUUGAAAGCGCGUUCUCCCACAGAGUAGCACUAGUUACGCGCUCGUGCCCGAAUACCGGCUCCAGCCGGUAUAACAGUGCCAAGCUCCGAGCGCGAGGGAGAUGAGGUACGGGACAGAUGAUGCUUACGCUAGCGAAGAGUAUACCCACGGCUAGGACAGCACACUUAAUCAUGCAUUAACCAGCGCGCAGGAAAAACCAUCGCUCUGACUGUGUCGAGACAGCGUUUGCCGUUAUGAGCUUUUUCAGAUACAGGAACAAGCUGUUGGCAACUUUUUCCGCCUUCGAAACAUAAGAUGCCGCUUAGCUUGCCUAAAGAAACCUGAAAGUCUAAUAUCUUGUUCCUCAAACGGAGCGCCCACGACUAUUGUACAGUUCCUCGGCGUUUGGACAGUGAGCUGGAUAUGAGAGGACUUGUGUCCACUCUGAGGGCCUGUGCGAUGCCCAACGUGUACGCCCAGGUCCCUGAUGGGGGUUGGGGCUGGACCGUCGCACUGGCCUUCUUCUUCGUGGAGGUCUUCACCUACGGCAUCAUCAAGAUCUUUGGGAUCUUCCUGCAGGACCUCACGAGUCACUUCGCCGAGACGAACAGCCGAGUGUCAUGGGUCAUUUCCAUCUGCGUUUUCGUGAUGACCUUCACAGCCCCGCUGUCCACAGUGCUGAGUAACCGAUUUGGAUACAGACCUGUCGUCAUGCUGGGCGGCUUCCUCAUCGCCCUCGGCACCUUCGCCACGGCCUUCACCUACUCUGUCACGCAGAUGUAUGUCACCGUGGGCCUCGUCUCAGGCCUGGGCUACUGCCUCACCUUUCUACCCACAGUCACCGUCCUCUCACAGUACUUCAGCAAACGGCGCUCCCUUGUUACGGCGGUGGCCUCAACCGGAGAGUGCUUCUCCCUCUUGGUUCUGGCUCCAGCCUUCAGCAGCCUGAAAGAUCAGGUGGGCUGGCGGAGGUGCCUGAUGGUCAUUGCCCUGCUGCAGGCCUCCGUCAUCGUGUGCGGAGCCCUGCUCAAACCCAUCAUCAUCCAGCCCAGGUCCUCCACAGAGGAGAAGCAGGAGAUGCAGAGUCCUCAGCUGGCCCUCAGACAAGGCCAGAGCAAAUAUGAGCUGGAGAACGAAUUCACGUGCACCUCCAUCGACUCCGUGGACUCGGGCGUGCAGACAGACUUGGCAGAGGGCCCAGCCCAGACCGCGCAUCCGGAGCUGGAGGGAGGAGAGAGUGUGGGGGGGGAUGGGGGAGAGGUUUCCGCCCUGCCCUCCACCCCUCUCAGACAGCCUCCACAGCGGGCGGAGGAGCCGGAGGAGCCGUCUCCGCCUCGCCGGGGCCUGCUCGACGUCUCCGUGCUCAAGGACGGCGGCUUCAUUUGCUAUUCGCUUUUUGGACUCUUCGCCACACUGGCCUUCUUUGCCCCACAGCUCUACAUCAUCGAGCUCAGCGUCGGCUGCGGCAUGGAGCGCGAGAGUGCCACCUACAUGCUGUCCACCAUGGCCGUGGCCGAGAUCCUGGGCCGCCUUUCCAUCGGCUGGGUCCUGAAUCGUGGGCUAGUCCGUAAGCUAUACAUCCUGCUCGUGUGCACAGCCCUGCUCAGCCUCGUGCUCGUCUUCUUCCCCUUCGUCACCGAGUUCUGGGGCUUGGCGUCCUGCUGCGCUGCCUACGGCUUUCUGCUGGGCACCGUAGCCUCCACCCACAUCCCCAUGCUGGCUGAGGACGAUGUGGUAGGCAUCGAGAAGAUGCCCACGGCCGCAGGAGUCUACGUCUUCAUCCAGAGCUUUGCCGGGCUGGCCGGUCCACCCCUAGGAGGUGUGCUGGUUGACAUCACGCACAACUACGGCUCAGCGUUCUACUCCAGCGCGGCUGGGGCGGGGCUUGGGGCUCUGGUCCUGGGACUCGUGCGCCCGGCCAAGGCCAGACUCAGACGCUACCAGGAGAAAAGUGUGGCGGAGCAGGAACGAGAGCAGGACACAGACGACAGCGACAGCGUGCCAGCUGACUUCUUGGAAGUGGACAUGGUUGACGAGAGUCGGCCCGAUUUAGCCGUCUGAGAACUUCCAGCACACACAAACACACACGACUUCAAUAAUCCUCCCAAAGAUGGACGUUAUCAAUCCUUUUUUUGAAGCGUCAUUUUCUUACCCCUUUUGAAUUUCAGGUUUUCUUUUUUGGACCAAAUGAAACCUCAGGCCAGUUGACAGUCACAUAAAAAUAGCCAUUUCUACUCGCCUUUAUUUAAAUUACAUUGCUGCAAGUCUUACUUUAAACUGAAAGAGACUUUUAUUAUAUUCUUUCUACUUGUUUACACCAGUGGUAUUUUUGCCUGUUGAUUGUUUAAGCAUUAGUCAUUUCCGGUUAAUGGAAAUCAAGCUUGUUUUUUACAUCACAGCAUAGAUGGUAAGAACUUUAAAGAACUCUGAUUUCAGUGAUGCUAUGACAAUUUAACCUCUCCCCUGGCUUUGGUACACUAUCUGCAAAACAUGCUCCAUCUGAAUCGGAGGAGAUGACGAAGACCCACGGAUGGAUCGUCAGCUGCACGUCUUCCAUGUUGCAUACCUUUGUACAAAUCUCGUUGGAUGAAUAAGAAGAAAGAGUGUGGGUUGUUUUUUUAUUGUCAUACCCCCGCUGAUGAAUGCAUGUCUUAACUCUUGCAUGGAGAAGCUUCUGAAGACCUCAACAGAUCAGCCACACAAAGAUUUGUCAUUCAGAGUGAAUGAGUUAGAAAUACUUCAGUGUCACUGAGUUUUUUUUUUAAAUUUUUUUUAACUUUAUAAUUUUUAUGUAAUUCACUAGUAAACUUGAAUCUAGGUGAUAUUUAUGAACAAUGAACAACAAUGUAAGUGAACACGGCAGUUAAUUUGGACUGCAGUGUUUGAGGCAUGUACAUGAACUUUUGACUUGAAUUCACUCACCUAAUGACUUGAACAGCUUUGAUGGUUCAGCAGCCACAUUAUUGCACUUAUGUUUUAAUAUUCUAUCAUUUUAACAAAAUAAAUGAAUUCAUUUAAGUGGAAAAUUAUGCACUGAAACGCCAA